CCACUAAACUACUCGCAGCUACUCAUCUUGCUGGUCCCUUGGUAAUUAGGCUUCGUACUUACAUGUUGACCAACGAGCGAUAUUUGUUGAAUAAUGUGUCCAGACAUUGUAGACACAAUCCUGGCUGAACUAUGAACUAUUUCUAUUUGCAUUGUAUAUCAUAUCAGACCACCGCAACACAGCCUCGUGUCACUUUAAGCAGGAGUCUUAUGAUCGUCACGUUACUCAGCACAAACAGCACACUGGUCAUACAAGAUGACGGCGAAACCACUGAAAGAUGCAGCUUGCGUAGAAAUUGACAGGUAUGCAGAUGAAUUGAACAAAGUCAGUCAUGCCAUAUGGGAAAAGCCUGAGCUUAAUUUUGAGGAGAUAAAUGCUCACAAGGUACUGACCGAUUUUCUUGAGAAACAUGGAUUUGAGGUUGAAAGGAAUUACAAACUGGAUACAGGGUUCAGGGCAGUGUUUGGUCAAGAUGGGACAGGUCCUCAUGUGGCCGUACUGUGUGAAUAUGAUGCCCUGCCGGAGAUCGGACACGCUUGUGGCCACAACCUGAUUGCUGAAGUGGGCGUGGCAGCGGGCCUUGGGGUGAAGGCGGCGUUACAGGCUACAGGAACGGGAGGGAAGUUAACUGUUCUUGGCACUCCUGCGGAGGAGGGUGGAGGUGGCAAACUUGAUUUCAUCAACGCCAAAGUCUUUGAUGAUGUUGAUAUUGCGAUGAUGGCGCACCCGUCGCCUUUGGUAACAGCAUUCCCUUUCUGCCUGUCCAUAGUACAAUGCAAUAUCAAGUUCCACGGCAAGGCAUCUCACGCUGCCGGCUUUCCUUGGAAGGGCAUCAACGCUCUUGACGCCGCCGUCCUGUGCUACCAGAACAUCUCCUGUCUCAGACAACAGAUGAAACCUGACUGGAGAGUGCAUGGGAUCAUCAUCAAUGGCGGGGCCAAGCCCAACAUCAUACCUGAGUUGACGGAAUUGGAAUACUACCUGAGGGCACCCACUGACGCUGAGCUGAACGUUCUGAAGGAGAAAGUGUCCAAGUGUAUAGAGGCUGCUGCUUCAGCCACAGGGUGCACGGCGGAAUGCAACUUUGAUCCACGAAGUUACGCCAACGUUGUUACCAACAAGACGCUGGCCAAUGCCUUUGUCGAAAACGCUAAGGGUCUUGGUGUUGAGUUCACGCCGCAGGAAAAACUGGCCGGACAGGCGUUGGGUUCCACCGACAUGGGAAACGUGUCCUACGUCGUUCCAAGUAUCCACCCCAUGUACUAUGUAGGGGUUGAGGGCUGUCUCAACCACACAAGAGAGUUCACAGCGGCUGCAGGUUCGCCUGAAGCACAGCGCAACACACUGGACAUGGGGAAGGCUCUCGCCAUGACAGCCAUUGACGUGUUCACAUCACCGGAUAUGUUAUCCAAGAUCAAGGAAGAUUUUAACAAAUAUUUUCAAACUGAAUAAACACUGUAUUUUGAAACAUCCACUGAAGGCAGGAUUAGGUCAUUACACGAAUACAAAAUGUCACUGUAUGUAACACUAUCACUGAGAUGGCAUUUUACCUUGUUAUGCAGAAAUACACAAAACAGAAUAGUGUUACCUUCAAAUAUAUGUUAUACGAUGCUGCCACGUAUUGUUCAAAUAACGAAUUAAUCACAAAAGUACCCUUUUGUAACUCCACAUGUCUUGUAUUAUGAAUAAAGAUUAUUUUAUUU
Molecule: messenger RNA, 1703 nt
Organism: Haliotis rufescens (red abalone)
Lineage: Eukaryota; Metazoa; Mollusca; Gastropoda; Lepetellida; Haliotidae
Product: peptidase M20 domain-containing protein 2-like
Exons: 6
Coding region: 256-1452 (398 amino acids)
Molecular function (GO): dipeptidase activity
Source: RefSeq, a predicted model, not a curated record